AUGGACCAACCCAAGACUCACUUUUACUAUUCAGAAGAUCUUACUCUCAAUACCAUAGGGGCGUUUGUGCCCUCGGGCCAGAACAGCGCUCAGGGCAAAGGCCAUAACAUGAGUCGUGGUCCGUCAAACGGGUCAUACAUCUCGAACAACUCAUACACCACUUACAGCCCCGUGUCAACACAAAACGGCAACUUUUCACCGGCGACUCCAGAAAUUGAAUUCGAUAUGUCAGCGCCGUAUGAGUACAGUGAUAUAAACCAUGAUCGAUGCAUGGAUCUCGACGGUUACGCGGAGCCCGAUGGAUACUUGACUGAAUACGGGUGCGAUGACGACUAUGCUCAUCUUGGGAACAUGGACACAUCACAUGGGUUAUAUAAUGUAACGAAUAACAACUAUUCGUAUGCAUCCCAUAUGGGGUCAAUGGAGAUCACGUACGAAGAUGACACUAUUCCACGAAUGCCGGUGAUGCGUGCUACAAUACCGGAACCUGAGCAUGCCAAUGAAGGACACAUGUGCCUCAUUCCAGCGUGCAAUUCAAAGACGGUAUUCAAACGCAAGGCCGACCUCCAGCGUCACUACGACCAAGUACAUCAAUCAUCACAUCUGAAAAAACAAUACUUCUGUGACUAUCCAAGGUGCGAGCGUAGCAAGGAACCCUUCCACCGAAUGGAUCACUUUCGCGAUCAUUACCGUGACUUUCACAAAGAGGAUCUACCACGCAAGAGUGGUGAGAGUAACGAAUGGUAUGCAGAGAAAGCAGAGAAAGCCUCGAGGAAGUGGUGGCGAUGCACCAAGUGUUUGACCAAGAUCGCCAUUAAGGACUACGCGUUCGUGUGUAUACAGUGUAACACGCCUUGCGAUGCGCCACGACAAAGCAUCAGGGGAUAUCAAUAA
Truncatella angustata is the source of this 894-nucleotide messenger RNA. RefSeq lists its product as uncharacterized. The transcript is spliced from 2 exons. Lineage: Eukaryota; Fungi; Ascomycota; Sordariomycetes; Amphisphaeriales; Sporocadaceae. The record is from RefSeq and is a predicted model, not a curated record. Bases 1 to 894 code for a protein of 297 amino acids.